AAAAGAAGUUAGAAUAAGCAAGAGAUGGCAAGAGAUCAAUGUAAAGGAAGAAGACAAUCUUGUCUUUACUCGCUUUUUCGGUGUGUUGACAGAACAAGUAGGAACUUGUAAAGUGAAUGUUAAAAAUAUUGGUUUGGGACGCUUAAUUUUCCGUCAAGUCUCGAACAGUCUCACGCAGUUAUAUUUCUCAAGUAUACGACGUGAUAGAGAUAUUGGAACAUCAGUGUGAAUCGAAAGUCUCUUCGUAUACUCUAGAUAUUCGUGUGUAAUGUCAAGUCAAAUAUGUUUGAAAUGGAACAGCUUUUUGAACAAUAUUGCGACAAAUUUCGAAAGUCUCUGGGAAGAAGAAGGUUUAGUGGACGUUACCUUGGCUAGUGAUGGACAGUGUCUUACUGCGCACAAGGUUAUUUUAUCAGCAAGUAGUCCCUUCUUCAAGAAAGUCUUUCAGACAAAUCCAUGUCAACAUCCCGUAAUCAUACUUCAAGACGUACACUUCAGUGAGCUGGAGGCAUUGCUUAUAUUUAUUUAUAAGGGGGAGGUGAACAUAGAGCAAAAGAAUCUGCCAGCUCUACUGAAAGCUGCAGAAACGUUGCAGAUCCGAGGUCUUUCUGGAGGAGACAUUUUUGCCAAAGAAUCCUACAAGCGAUUGGCGGAGCUCGAACAAGAUGAGGCUGUUGAGUCAAUGAUCGUGCAGGAGGACGAUGUGUCCCGGAAAAAGCAGAAAAUUACGAAAGUACAAACGAAUGCAUCUCUAGAUAAUUUGUCGACGUUUCAAAUACAGAGUGAGACAGCAGCCAGUGAAUGCACGACUAGCGAAAAAAGUGGGGAUCUAGAGUUUACAUUACCAGACGCUUCGACCAGUCCAGCAUGCACCAACAUAGAAAUGAAAGUGGAACAGCUGGAGGUGAAUACAGAAGAAAAUCAAAGAUUUUCUCCGAGUGAGACAGAUUUUCAACGAUUCAAUACUGGCUUGAGAGAUGAACAUCAAAGGUGUGGGAACAACCCUACAGAAGACAUAUCAUCCGGGUUAUCUGGGUUGUCCGGCCUAACUGCAUUCUCCGACGUGAAGCCACUUUUCUCCUAUCAACAACUACCCUACGCCAAUCUGCUACCUAGUCCUGACAUUAUUUCAACGUGGGCUUCUACGCGCCCAAUGGAUCAUCUGGCCUGUGAUCUCAUGAAGACUUUAUUCACACCGGAAGAAAGAAUCCUGUGUAAUGUGAAUGGCAAAAUGGGCAAGCAGCAAUUUGAUAGUAAUAAAAUUCAUUUGAUCAGAGAAGUUCUGUUACACUUCAGUAAAAUUUCAGCAAAUAGUACGGAAUGGGAAGAAGUGUGGAGGAAUUGUGUUACUAAAAUUGAUACUAGCAAUAGAGGUUUAAAAAGGUAUCUCUUUCAAAGGAGAUCUGCUCAUAGAUCAUCUAAGCCCACUGUUACUAUCAUUGCAGAAGCUCGACACACGUGUAGCCCUUCCCCAGAAACACUUUCAAACCCCACAUUUCCAGAUGCUGAAAAGGACCUUCGACAACAUAUCCCUUCGAAUUUUGUUGAAUCAUCAUCAUUAAACUCUUCUUCUGAAACUCGCACACUAUCGAAAAGUGAUUGUCUAGAACCCUCAGUGUUUCCAACAAAUCAUAAUCCGACCCUUUCUGAUUCAGGAUUUCUCUUUUGUGCAAAUACAAGUAAUUCGAGUCAAAAGAAUUCAGAAUCCGUAGAAAGUAGUCACUCUCCCAAAGGAGGUCCUUCUUAUCCGCCAUUUCCUUGUCCCUUCUGCGAUAGGGCGUACACUAGUUGGGGAUUCCGUAGAAGGCACAUUAAAGCGGUUCACACUAUUUCUCCAAGACUAAGUUGCAAGUGGUGCCUUCAGGUUCUCCCGACGCAUGGGGCAUGGCGACGGCAUGUUAUAUCAGCACACAAUUUAUCUUCUAGUGAUGCACAUAAUGGACUUUUAAUCUUGGAAGAAGCACACAUGGUGUUACAGAUUGCUCAUCCUACUAGAUUGGAUGCACUAGUUGACAUUAUCAAACAGGGUUCUCAUCAAAAUAAUGAACGAGAUUUUCUACAGCCAGACAAAGAUCACUGAUUCUAAAGAAAUGAUCAUUUUCAUGCGUAUUUUUCCUGCGAAAUUCAAUUAAUGUACGUAAAGUUCUUAAAAUAUUUUUCCAAUCAACUUCAUUUUCUUUAUUUUCGUAAUUUUAGAUUCGGCACAUCCAAAUACAGAAAAAAAAUGUUUUUAUUUAUGAAUAAAGUGAAAUGUGAAAGAAUGCAGUU
Molecule: messenger RNA, 2268 nt
Organism: Belonocnema kinseyi
Lineage: Eukaryota; Metazoa; Arthropoda; Insecta; Hymenoptera; Cynipidae
Product: longitudinals lacking protein, isoforms H/M/V-like
Exons: 7
Coding region: 269-2080 (603 amino acids)
Biological process (GO): regulation of transcription by RNA polymerase II
Cellular component (GO): nucleus
Molecular function (GO): protein binding; DNA binding
Source: RefSeq, a predicted model, not a curated record